Messenger RNA from Mesocestoides corti, 804 nucleotides. Lineage: Eukaryota; Metazoa; Platyhelminthes; Cestoda; Cyclophyllidea; Mesocestoididae. The record is from the annotation of a GenBank genome assembly.
AUGUUGAUAUCAACAAAGAACCAUGGUUCCACGGUGUUCUUCCGCGGACCGAAGUUGUUCGGCGACUUUUUGGUGCGCGAAACAAGCAAAGCCACGUCGAAUUCUUACCUCGUGCGACGUAAUCGAGGGCACCGCCAAAGACGAAGCGAAUCGCCCACCUCAACGAACCUCUGGUCUGUGUCGUCCACCUCAACGACAGUCAUCACCGGUGGGUCCUCUUCCACCACUUCCAUAUUCCCUUCACAGUCUACCGAGGAUAUCCGGUCUGAUCGUUGCAAUGGAGUCAAUGGAAAGGUCGUGGUCACUAAGAUGGUCCUCUCAGUGUACUGGAACGGCCAUAAGCACUUUAUCAUCCAGGGUGGCGACGAGGCCGCGGAAAAUGGCUCCGGGGAUUUGGGCAACCGACGUGGCGGCUGGGACCUCAUCGAGUACCACAUGAGAACGGGAAAACCCGUCACCCAGUCCUCCGGUGCUCUCCUCUUCAACCCCAUCUCACGACCUGACUGGCAACUCGACAACAAGGAUGUUAUUUUACUAGAGAAGAUCGGACAAGACACUGGUGUUGCGGCACUGCUCUGUUCGUUGCCAACUUCCCGUUAUGAUCUUGCUGCCCGUAAUUGCCUCCUAACCGAAGAGCGAGUGCUUAAAAUCGCCGAUUUCGGGAUGGCUCGCGAGGAACACGUCUAUGAGGUUAGUUUGGCCGCCGACCACUCGUGCAACCUUUGUCAUCCAACCAAUCAUAAUUUUGCAUUAAGAAGUGCCUUCACGACCUCUAUUUUCACGGACCAACAAAUCUUACUUUGA